Molecule: messenger RNA, 1003 nt
Organism: Stereum hirsutum FP-91666 SS1
Lineage: Eukaryota; Fungi; Basidiomycota; Agaricomycetes; Russulales; Stereaceae
Product: galactose mutarotase-like protein
Exons: 4
Coding region: 33-896 (287 amino acids)
Biological process (GO): carbohydrate metabolic process
Molecular function (GO): isomerase activity; carbohydrate binding
Source: RefSeq, a predicted model, not a curated record
ACAUCGCCACUCAUCCACUCACAUUAACAACCAUGCCCGUCGAAAAGCUCAGUGAUAAAGUCAUUCUCAAGAGCCCCAAGGGUGCGACCGCCGAGAUCCUCCACUAUGGGGCUACCAUCAUCUCUUGGAAGACAUCUGGAGGCCUCAUAUCCGGUGGUACCGAACACCUCUUUGUCUCUUCAAAGGCUGCCCUCGACGGGUCGAAACCUGUUCGGGGCGGCAUUCCCGUUGUCUUCCCCUGCUUUGGCCCUCCAGAGCACCCCGAACAUUCCAAGCUUGCGCAGCAUGGCUUUGCCCGCAACGAGACCUGGACUUUCGACUCUGUUGUGAUGGAUAAUGAGACAGGCGUAUCAGUUCGUCUUUUGCUGAAACCCAGCUCUGCCGUCAAGAGCAUAUACAGCAAGGACUUCGAGCUCGCUUAUGUGGUCACUCUCGCUGAAAACCAGCUCAGCACCGAUCUUCACGUCACGAACCCAUCUACCACCGACUCACUCGAGUUCCAAGCUCUACUGCACACAUAUCUACGCGCACCAUCCAAGGCCGUCACCAUCUCUCCCCUCAACGGCCUAACGUACAUCAACAAAGUCAAGGGUGGUGCAAAGGAGGUAGAGAAGCGAGAGGCCGUUGACGUGAAGCAGUUCACAGACUCUGUGUACGAGGACGCACCGUCCAAAGUCAGCGUUAUCUGGCCUGGAGGUGGGGUCGAGGUGAAGAUGACCGAGUUCAAGACGUUGACGGUCUGGAACCCACAAGCGGAAGCUGGCAGUAAGAUCGGGGACAUGGAGGAGAACGGAUGGGAACACUUCGUUUGCGUCGAGCCAGGUUAUGUGAGAGGUUUCAAGAAGCUGGAGCCCGGUAGCCGUUGGAUCGGGCAACAGGUCUUGACUCUGGUUUGACUUGUGGAUUGUGUGAGAAGAGGAGAAUGCUCAGCCGAGUUGUAUGUGCCAAAACUGUAGUUUGACUGUACUCGAUGUUUUCUGCUGGAAUAUUAUCCAUGUAUUUU